This is a messenger RNA of Penicillium chermesinum, 285 nucleotides long. RefSeq lists its product as uncharacterized. NCBI's taxonomy places the organism in Eukaryota, Fungi, Ascomycota, Eurotiomycetes, Eurotiales, Aspergillaceae. Bases 1 to 285 code for a protein of 94 amino acids. The transcript has a single exon. The record is from RefSeq and is a predicted model, not a curated record.
AUGCGCGCAUACCUUCAAGUUCGACCACAGAUAGCGACCUUCUCGCCCGGCUGGGCAGUAAAUGGGAUGUGGUCGAGAACCAGCUUGGAAGAGCCACUGAUAGACACGAAUCAGCAAUUAGCCCCCCGAGGAUCAUAUGAAAACUACCGUAGAGGCAUCACUUACUUUAGGUUCAUCCAGCAUUUUACUACUGUCUUCUUCCAGAUCCCAAUGUUGAUGGUGUUGGUCAGCGCAACUCCCAUGUCGUCAGCAGAACCCUUGCUCAGCCGGACGACGCCAAUUUGA